This is a messenger RNA of Salvelinus namaycush (lake trout), 1587 nucleotides long. RefSeq names its product chromobox homolog 8a (Pc class homolog, Drosophila) (gene cbx8a). The record is from RefSeq and is a predicted model, not a curated record. The transcript has 5 exons. NCBI's taxonomy places the organism in Eukaryota, Metazoa, Chordata, Actinopteri, Salmoniformes, Salmonidae. The coding region runs from base 85 to 1200 and encodes 371 amino acids.
GCGUAUUAUGGGAUGUGUGGAAUUAAACAGCGAGGGCAGUAGAAAGAAAACAAUAUAUAGCUUAUUAACGAGGUUGAAGUAAACAUGGAGCUAUCGGCUGUUGGAGAGCGUGUCUUCGCUGCGGAGUCCAUCAACAAACAACGCAUAAGAAGAGGUCGAAUGGAAUACCUUGUGAAAUGGAAGGGCUGGUCUAAAAAAUAUAGCACGUGGGAACCGGAGGAAAACAUUCUAGAUGCGCGCCUCUUCGCUGCGUUCGAAGAAAGGGAGCGUGAAAGGGAGUUAUUUGGGCCAAAGAAGAGGGGACCGAAGCCCGAGACAUUUCUGCUGAAGGCAAAGGCGAAAGCCACAGCAAAGACUUAUGAAUGCAGAAGAGAAAUGCCAAGGGGGAUUCGUGUUUCAUACCCUGUUCCGACGCCUAUGAUUACACCGAGAGCUCGAGAGGGACUACGGGCUGUCGUGCCCACAAUCUUUCCCCCUAGCACGGUCAACCGAGGAGAGAGUGUGAGGGUCAGACUGCCAGAGAGAAGGUCGCGACCGGCGCCUCCACCCUCAUUCAUGGCUGAGGAAUUUGUCAACAUCCAUAAAAAAAGGGGCCCUAAACCCAAGUUCCGUUUAGGAUUCAACAUGGAGCCAGACAGCUGUCCAUCAGAGGAGCCCGAGAAGAGGAGUCGGUUAGAGGAGCAGCACGUCCCAUACGGUCUGUCUAAAAUGUCCAGACAUUGUCAUCAUGAAGCCGAAACAUCUGAGAGAAGUGUCAUCCAGUUGACACGCAGGUUUCAAGAGGGAACCAGCAUUGUGCCAAAAUCAAACAACGCUCACAGACGGGUGGGGACUGUGUCCAAUCCUGGCACCCAUAGCCAUGAUGGUAGACUCGUCCAUAAGGCUAGACUCGAUCACCAGAGCCGCAGAACUUUAGAAUGCCCUGGGGGCAUGUCUGUCCCCCACCCCAAACUGAAGCAUGUGUCCAAAAAACAUUUCUACAGAGCCAGUGACUCUUCUUCAUCCAUGCAACAGUCUAGCCCCAUUGUUGGCGCCAAAUUGCCUGCAUCGAGGAGUUUUGGAGAGCAGUCAGCAGGGUCUUGGAGGCCACGUCUGGAUAAUGUUGAGAAGGUGGUGGUAACAGAUGUGACAACAAACUUUUUGACAGUCACCAUCAAAGAGAGCAGCACAGACAAAGGUUUUUUCAAAGAUAAAAGAUGAAACAAAGUCAAUAUCUGCUUCACAUAACAUGACUAACAAUGCAACAGCUAUGUGUAAGAAGUUGGUAAUAGCUUAAUCAUGAUCAUUUGAGAUACAUUUUUUAUAGGCCUAACUAUAUCCAGAGUUGUAUGUUUAAUAUGUAUUAUGUCAAAGUAUUUAAUGUAAUAAUGACCAAAUUAAACAUGUCUAUAUAGUUUAUUUGAAUAUAAUUUUUUGGAUAACUAUUUCGUAUUUUCAUUUAAACUUUUAAAUACAUUAAGAGUCUUACAUUCCCUCACCUUCUAAUGGGGCUAUCAAUUCAGCCUGGUUUAAAUGUGGUAGGCUAUAGAGGUAUGUAAUAGCUGUUAUUUAAUAUAGCAAUAAGGACUUUCCCUAACGUUUCAUACC